CAGAGCAGCAGCAGACGGAGGGAGGAGAAGCAGAGCAUGCUAGCGGAGGAGGGAGAGGUGGGACAUCAGAGGUUGGUAGACAGAGAUGCGGUGCCACAGUGAGUGUGUCUGCGAGUCUGAGUGCUGCGCAGUUCUUCAUCCUCUCAUCAGGGACCAUGAUGUGCUGUGGCACCACGAUGUCCAGAUUCACUGCAGGAGCAGGGAGUGCAGGUAAAAGUUCACCUUGAGCUGAGGUCCACCAGCAGCGACACUCUGGACCUUUUGGGAUUACAAUAAACGCUCAUUGGUAAUUCAAGCAAGAACAGCUGAGAUUUGGAUCUGACAAACCUGAAGUGGCUCCAGAAUCUCUUCAAACUUUUCUGACUCACACUGAAACAUCUGACCAGAACGAUCUAAGACACCAGAACCAGAAUUCAAACAGGUUCUUGGUUUGGCUGAAACUUGGCCAGUUGUCUGCAAAUCGGGAACCACACAGGUCCAAGUUUGUGGCACCCUCAUCUUAAACUGGAGGCCCGCAAAGCCACAACCAAGCAGGUCCUGGAGCCCAGGAACCCUGGAGCGAGCCUGACCUUGGACCGGCUGCCACCAGAACCCCUGUUGGCACAAGCAGAAACGUCCAGCAUGUCUCAGACCGGAGGACGGAUCCACAACAAAAAGGCUGGCAUCCGGGCCGCGGUCAUCCUGAUCGGACUCCUGCACAAGUCUCGCAAAGCCAAGGAGAAGGAGAGGGAGAAAGAGGAGAGUGAAGGGAAACAGGAGCAGCUGAACAUCUCCAGUGUCCCUCUGGGAGAAUGUCCCCCCUCACCGCCCCGCACUGCACCGCCCAGCAUGAAGUCUGCAGAGUUCUUCGAUAUGCUGGAGAGAAUGCAGAUCCCUAAAGCUGAAGAGACCAAAAAAUGGAAGGAUGAUUAUAUCCCCUACCCACGGAUAGAAGACGUCCUGGAGAAGGGUGGACCGUACCCCCAAGUAAUCCUGCCACAGUUUGGGGGUUACUGGAUCGAGGAUGUGGAGGCACAAGUAGGGACCCCCUCCUCCUCGGAGUCUAGUUUCUGUGAGGAGGAGGACAGAGAAGAUGGCAUGAGCCCUGGUGGGGGGCAUAUUUUCCGCCUGGAGUGUAACAGCACAGCCCGUGCCUACCGCAAACACUUCUUAGGCAAGGAACACAUGAACUACUACUGCACAGGCAGCAGCUUAGGGAACCUCAUCAUGUCCCUGAAACACGAGGAGGCAGAGGGACAGGAGUUCCUGCGCAUCAUGCUCAGGUCGAGGACCAAAACAGUCCAUGACAGGAUCUCUUUAGCAGGCAUCAACCAGCUGCCCAGUGUGCCUCAGAUUGCCAAGCUUCUGUGUGAAGAUGCCACGGGGCUGAAGUUCAACCCGGCCCUGUACCCUCGGGGAUCGCAGUUGAUAGUGGCUUUUGACGAACACGAGGUGAACAACACCUUCAAAUUUGGAGUCAUCUACCAGAAGUUUGGGCAGACGUCAGAGGAAGAGUUGUUUGGGAACAAUGAGGAGACGCCAGCGUUCAAGGAGUUUCUCAGUAUCCUUGGCGACAACAUUGAUCUUCAGGACUUUAAAGGGUUUCGCGGUGGACUGGAUGUGUCCCACGGACAGACCGGGUUUGAAUCUGUCUUCACCGUCUUCAGACAGAGAGAGAUUAUGUUCCAUGUGUCAACCAAGCUUCCCUUCACAGAGGGAGAUGUCCAGCAGCUCCAGAGGAAAAGGCACAUAGGAAAUGACAUCGUGGCAGCAGUCUUCCAGGAAGAGCCCACACCGUUUGUCCCAGACAUGAUCGCCUCCAACUUCCUGCAUGCGUAUGUGCUGGUGCAGGUGGAGAACCCGUGUUCAGAGCACACAACAUACAAGGUGUCUGUGACAGCGAGGGAGGACGUGCCUCCUUUUGGACCCCCUCUCCCAAACCCAGCUGUCUUCAAGAAGGGUCCUGAGUUUCGAGACUUCCUGCUGACAAAGCUGAUCAAUGCUGAAAACGCCUGCUACAAAUCCGACAAAUUCGCCAAACUAGAGGGGCGAACGCGAGCUGCACUGCUGGACAACCUCCACGAUGAGCUGCACAGACAGAGCCAGGCCACGCUGGGCCUGGGCCAGGCGGGAGAGGAGGACAAGCUGGAGAACGGGGGACACGGGGGUCUGCUGGAGUCCUUCAAGAGAGCCAUGCGUGUCAGGAGCCACUCCAUGGAGACCAUGGUGGGGUCUCACCGCCAUCGGAGCCCCGGGGUAGGAGGCGGGGUCCCGGCCAGCCUGAGCGGCGGCGGUCUGCCGCAGAGCACCAGCGAAUGCACAAAGAGCACUUUCACACCUCCAGGGUUGUCAGGCAAGUCUCCACUGAAGAGCCCUGUGAAACGACGCUCAGGCCUCUUCCCUCGUCUCCACUCCAGCACAGAAACCCCCUCGGACAAACACGCACGCGGCGAUCAAAAGUCUGCUGAGUUCUGCCCUCUGUCCCAAGAAGUGAGGUCAGAGACCUCGUCCAAUCCCAGCUCACCUGAGAUCUGCCCCAACAAAGAGAGGCCGUUCAUCAAGCUGAAGGAGUGCAGCGGCGGCAGGCCCAACAUAUCUCGCUCUUCAUCCAGCACCAGCAGCUUCAGCAGCACCACGGGAGAAACAGAGACUCUGGAAGAGCUGGACACAGCUGGUCACCCCUCGACAGCUGCCUCCUCUGCCUUCAGCCCCUCUCUCAGUGUCGACAGCCAGGGAUCAAGUACCCCUGUCAUCAUGUGUCGCAGUCCUACAGAUGGGAAAAAUAAAACAUCGCCAAGGUCAAACUUGAAGUUCCGCUUUGACAAAAUGAGCCACUCAUCUACAGCUUCUGAGUAGCUUCGCGGAACGGAAACUAACAAACUUGCACAACAAAGGGACAACACAAGCUGAUGGAGCUGCAAAAAUAAUAGUAAUUUUCUAGAAAAAUUAAGAAAUCACCACCACAACCACAUAAUCACUGUAGAUCCCUAAAGCCAAGGAUAAUCUGACAAUAUUCCCAACUGCAACAAUACUGUGAGUGUACAGGGAGGAACAGCUGAUUUCUUUUUCAUCAAAUUUUAGCUGCAGAAAUUAGUCGAUGUUACAAGUCGCUGUAUGAGUUGCUAUUUGCUCCCAUCGUCUUAAAAGUCCCGGCAUGGCUGUAAUACUGUGAGCAUAGGCUGAGCUCCACUGUGCCUCAGUUUUUCCUCAAUCAUCUUAUUUGAUAGAGAGAUACAGAGACCUGAACGUGAGACGUUAUGGCCGAACUGUUACUCUGUAUCCAGAGAACUGCGAUCAAGUGGAGAGGACGUCCUCGAGAACUGUCAGACACCAAGAAGUUGCUUUUGCCUUUGGCCUCGAAGGGUACGUCUGACAUCAGUUCCUCUUUUGCCUGAAAUUAAACAAGUACACAAACACACACACAAACACUCAGGCUACAUCUUCACUAUGUUUUCAUUUGAAACUGCAACAUCUUUGCUACGAAUACGUCUGGCGUCCACAUUACUCCGGAGUUUUACCACAGCUAAAAUAGAGACGUUUGGAAACUGCUGGCCCUGCUUCAGUUUGAAAACUCUGGGGCUGCGUUUUAGCCUUGACGGACAGAAAUGGUGACGUUUAGAAACCAUGACGUAGACACUCAUUCGGCCUUUUAUGUCUUUCCUGAGGUAGCCUUCACUGAUUCAUCAGGCUCCUAUGACAUGACCCCGUAAGAAACAAAAGGCCAUUAGCCUCGGCUACCAGUGUAGACCGCAACAUGGAUCAUUAAAUGCAUUGCUGACCCUUGCAGUUAAGUUCUGCUCUUUCCAAUGUUGCAACUGAUCACAUGCGUAGUAGAUAAGAUAUCAUUUAAGCAAUCUAAGACUAUUCGGCAUGCACAUGCCCAUUGAUCGUGAGUGGCCACAUGUUACCUUCACUUCCACCCUGUGAGAACAAGUGCGUGGCUUAGUGUGGAGUUGUAGAACUUUGACUUGUGAUAUUUGUUUUGCUCAACAGACCUUUACUAUGGACAGGGAUUAAAACUGAUACGGAGCUAAAACCUCAUGUUGUUCUAGUUUUGAAAACAUAUUGUGGAUGUAGCCUUACAAUAGCAAAGCCUUGGAGGUGGCAACACUGGGAGUCUUAAUUUUCCUCUGUAGGAUCUGAACUUGUUCUUUGCAUAUAAAAAGGCUUUUAUUGGGAACAUCUUACAUUUAAAACAGAAAAAAAGCUUUUCUAACCUUGCUAGCUGCUGCAUUGUGUCUACUGCGCUGUAAACACAACGCUGCUGAGAUUGAGUCGAUACUAUGACGGCAUUUCUGCGUGGGUGUGUAAGGUUGACUUCACAUCCCUGAACUGAAGUACUUGGUCAGCGGACAUGAGCUCACAUGAGGUACAAUAUGAGACACUGCCAACACAUUAUAUGCCAUAAGCUUUUGUUCAGCCAAAGCUGCGCCUUACAAUCUAUCAAUAGCCCUUUUCACCACUGAUGCGCUCUCUCUUCUUCUCUCUCUCUCUCUCACCGUGUGAGAGGACGAGAAUCUUCUGCAUCUGGUUACAGCACAGACUUGUGGGUAACCUAUCGAUGACCACUUUGGCUGAGAACAGACGUUGCACUUAACUGAAAUCAUUUCACCUUCUGAUACCUCUCAUUGAAGCUUGCUAUAGCUCGGUGUACCUGUGUUUAUGUUCAGAGGUUGUUAAGGUUUCCCCGGCAUGUGCACUGAUGAUAAUGAGGACGAUGACUUGAAAAAGAUGCUUCAGGUUAAAAUUAACCUUUGAACCACUUUUGGCAAAAACACGCUCAAUGUGAAUUUUGAGCUUUUUUUGUAAUUGAAGUUUUAUUUUGUGUAAGUUGUCCCUCAGAAGUAAAUUGCAAAGUCAAGUUGCAAGCACAAUGGGACAAUAGGUCUACUUUAAUCCUCAACUAUACCAUAGGGUUAGCCUGGAGCUGCACAAACUUCUUCGCAAGGCAAAGUGGGAGAGCAUUAAUUAAGAAAAAGCUGUGAGAGACGUCAAUGUGUUUCCAAUGUGACAGAAACUGUGUAGAGAACCAUUCAUGUAGCUAUGAUAAAAGUUUGUGGAGUUCUGUCACAUUAAAACACAGGAAGUCUUAAAGGUUCAGGUCUCCCAAAUUACAAAAACCUCUGUAAUUCAGGCAAAACGUGCCAGGAAGCUGUUCUCAAGGAAGAUGCACCUUUCUGAUGUGACCGGACCAGAAGCUGACGUGGUGACUAAAUAAACUAAUAAACACAGAAUAAUCCUCAGUUAGUGUAGACCAGUGAUUACCUCGAGUGAAGGAAGCAGGAACAGAAACCCUCUGGUCAUUUAGUUUGUAGCAGGUAUCGCCUAAAUGCCCCUGCAGCCUUUUCUCUGUAAAUAGGCUUAAUUUAUUAAAAAAACAUUUUUUGCAUUGAUGUCAUGUAAAAAUAUAAGUGCAGAGUACGUUAAUUAAUAAGGUGACAAUGAUAAAAAGAAAUCUAUUAAUUUAAAAGAUGUCUAAACAUGUAUAUGUAUAUUUGGUUAUGUAACGUGCCAUUGAGAAUUUAUUCUAAAAUAAAAUGUUG
Paralichthys olivaceus (Japanese flounder) is the source of this 5522-nucleotide messenger RNA. It is a transcript of the gene rap1gap2a, whose product is annotated as RAP1 GTPase activating protein 2a. Lineage: Eukaryota; Metazoa; Chordata; Actinopteri; Pleuronectiformes; Paralichthyidae. Gene Ontology annotation, molecular function: GTPase activator activity. The record is from RefSeq and is a predicted model, not a curated record. Gene Ontology annotation, cellular component: plasma membrane; cytoplasm. Gene Ontology annotation, biological process: regulation of small GTPase mediated signal transduction; activation of GTPase activity.